This is a messenger RNA of Diachasma alloeum, 1994 nucleotides long. RefSeq names its product cytoplasmic tRNA 2-thiolation protein 2 (gene Ctu2). Bases 273 to 1667 code for a protein of 464 amino acids. Gene Ontology annotation, molecular function: tRNA binding; sulfurtransferase activity. Lineage: Eukaryota; Metazoa; Arthropoda; Insecta; Hymenoptera; Braconidae. The record is from RefSeq and is a predicted model, not a curated record. The transcript has 3 exons. Gene Ontology annotation, biological process: tRNA wobble position uridine thiolation. Gene Ontology annotation, cellular component: cytosol.
GUAAGGUAUUCGGUUGCUAAGCCAAGCCCGAACGCAAUGCAUUCAAUUAAUCUGAAAUAAAUAUAUAAGUAGCUUCGAUACAAAAAUCUUGGUUUUCAUUGUUUUCUCUCUCUACGCGAGGAGAUUCCCGUUGCCACCGCUAGGUGUGUUGUGACAAUCGAGCAGCUAACCAACAUACCUGCCACACGUGGUGAAAGAAUUCCUCCUUUAGAAUAAAAAAUUACUUUUCUUACUCUCCUGACAUAAAAGCACUUCAGCUGAGUAAAAGAAAAAUGUGCAGUUUGAUAGACGGUUUUUAUGGCGAGGAAUUCCUGCACGAGCAGAAAAGCGAUAUUAGUAAUCUAAAUGAAUUGAUGUGUCAGAAAUGUAGUGUGGAAAAAGCUGAGGUGAGGCUCAGAAGAAAGGACAAUUACUGUAAUGGAUGUUUCUUGAUCAGUGCGACUCAUAAAUUUCGAGCAACGCUUGGAAAAUCGAAAAUCGUGAGACCCAGCGAUACAAUUCUUGUUGGGCACAAUGGAGGGGCGGGAUCUACAGCUCUUCUUAAUUUAAUCAAAGGAGGGAUGCACGAGUCGGUUCACAAACGUUUGGUUUUCGGAGUUAAAGUUCUUUACAUUGAUGAUGGACUCAUUAAAGGGCAGAGCACGGAAGAAAGGGAAACUAAAAUGCGAAAAAUACACGAACAAGUUGAGGCCCUAGGGUUUCAAGCUUACGGUGUAUCGCUAAGUGAUGCCAUGGAUUUUGAUAAUUUUUCAGUCUCAUGCCUGAAGAGUAUGACUUGCUCGAAUGAUGAGAAGGAUAAGAGACUGUCUGAAAUGUGGAAUGGACUAGUGGAUGAAACUUCAAAAAAAGAUUUUCAACAGAAAUUACGAAACAAAGUCAUGAUGAUGGCUGCGAAGAGUCUCAAGUGUCAAAAAAUUUUUCUUGCUAAUGACUCCACUUCCUUGGCAAUAAAAAUUUUAAGUAAUGUCUCGUUAGGGAGAGGUGCUCAGCUGUCGUCGGACUGUGGGUUUAUCGAUAAUAGAUAUGCGGAUGUUGUGAUACUGCGACCUAUGCGCGAUUUCAGUCGUCGGGAGCUUUAUUAUUAUCUGAAAAUAUGUAAUUAUAGUUUUAUAGGAGAGGAAAAAUUAAAAGACAAUUUGCCCUUCUCCAUCCAAAAACUGACCGGAAAAUUUGUUACGAAUUUGGAAGAUCAGUUCAGUGGAACGGUGUCAACGAUUUUCAGGACUGGUGAAAAAAUUGUUGUUGGGAAGGGAAAUUGCAAAGACAAUACUUCAAUAGAAGGAGAUUGUGUGUUUUGCAAUGGUUGCCUAGACACGACUGCUCUUGGUGAUUGCACUUCCAGCAUUGAUGCCACGAAUUUUUCAAAAAUAGUGUCUUUGAGGAGUUCAGACGCUGAAUGGAAUCUGGAAAAAUUGAUGGAGAAACCACGAGACAGUACUGUAGAUAUGCCAGAACAUGGCUGCGAGGAUUGUACGUGUGGGCGUAGUAGACUGGAGAAAAAUAAUAUUAAAUACGAAGAUGUGAGACAAUUUUUGUGCUACGCCUGCCAAUCAAUCUUUCAUGGUAAUUUUGAUCUGAAAACCCUUCCUCCGUUCAUGAUUAACUCUGUCAGCGAAAGGUUACGCUUGAAAAAUAUCGCUGCUGAAAUUCAAGACUUUUUAUUGUGAAUUACCCGAACUAAUGGAAAUAAAAUAUACAUUUAAAAAAUAUGUAAUUUGAAAAUAUCUUUUUUCAAAGGGAUAAAAAGAUUUGGAUAAUCUAGAAUCUUCAGCAAAGGUUGUGCAAUGAACGGACUCCGGUCUAGAAGAAAUUAUUUAGUUUGAAAGAAUAUUUUAACGGAAUCGAAUGUUUAAUUUAUUAAUUCCCUCCCCUCUUGCUGAUAUAUUUGUUUUUUGUUUCGUUAUUCGAUUGAUUAAAAUGUCAUUCCAAAGCCGAAUGGAGAUAUUAAUCACCACGUGUAUUAAAAAACUAAAUAAAUCGUCCCUUUUCCAUAA